AUGAAUGUCGCACGAUUGGCCGUGCGACCUAGCGUCCUCGCGCGCAGGGCUGAAGGGACGCCCAAUGUCGCGAGUCGCCAGCAACCGCUCAAAUCCCCCUCUCGAUUCCUCCAGUUGCCUCAUGGCUCUCCCGUCGCAGACUGCUGCCCCCGCUUUUUCUCAACCUCCUCCGCCUUGUGCUGCGAAAAUCGCAGAACACCCGCCAGUGCAGACACUUCCGGAACAAAGACCGAAACCUCUCAAGACCGAUACUCGACGGCUCUGCGCCUGAACAAGGAAUGGGCUGCGCAGACAGCGAAAGAACAUCCGGAUCUCUUUCCAACCCUCGCGAACGGCCAGCAGCCGCAGAUUCUGUGGCUCGGUUGCUCUGACUCCCGAUGCCCCGAAACCAGCUUGUUGGGACUGAAGCCUGGCGAUGUGUUUGUGCACCGGAACAUUGCCAAUAUCAUGCAUCCGGGUGAUCUGAGCUCGGGGGCUGUCAUCGAGUUCGCUGUGCAGCAUUUGCGCGUGCAGCAUGUCGUCGUUUGUGGCCACACCUCUUGUGGCGGCGUGGCUGCUGCGAUGGGCAACAAGCAGUUGGGCAUUCUGGACCCGUGGCUGCUCCCUCUGCGGCAAGUGCGCCAGCGCAAUCUCUCAUUAUUACAGUCACUUCCGCCAGAGGAGGCUGCCACAAAGCUCGUGGAGCUCAAUGUGCGCGAGGGCAUGGACGUCGUUAAGCAGAAGGGGGUUGUUCUGAAUGCUAUCCUGGAACGGGGACUUCAGGUCCAUGGUCUGAUCUACGAUGUCGGCUCUGGGGUUCUGCGGGAGCUUGAUACAGAGGAUUCGGAGGAGGCUAUCAAGGCGCGGUUGACUGCCUUUGCUACAGAGGCGUAA
Messenger RNA from Penicillium chermesinum, 873 nucleotides. Its product is annotated as carbonic anhydrase. The record is from RefSeq and is a predicted model, not a curated record. Lineage: Eukaryota; Fungi; Ascomycota; Eurotiomycetes; Eurotiales; Aspergillaceae. Gene Ontology annotation, cellular component: cytoplasm. Gene Ontology annotation, molecular function: zinc ion binding; carbonate dehydratase activity. Bases 1 to 873 code for a protein of 290 amino acids. Gene Ontology annotation, biological process: cellular response to carbon dioxide; cellular response to oxidative stress; carbon utilization. The transcript has a single exon.